UAUUUUAUUUUAUUUUUAUUUAAACUCAAAUCAAAAGUAAUAAUAACUUAUUUUAUUUAGUAUUUACAACAAAAAGAUCCUUCCAAAUCAAAACCACCAUGAUGAAAUGCUACAUUAGACCCUAUAUCAUUGUCUAGUGUGCUCUAAUUUUGAGGCACACAUGAGAAUUAUGGAUAAGCAGUUGCAUAGGUUGUUUGUGUUGAUGAAUGUUCUUAUUGUGUUCAGCUUCUUUGAUCUCUCAACAGUAGCAGAGAGUGAGAAUCAUGUUUCUGCAGUAGGAGAUCCAGGAAUGAAGAGAAAUGAACUGAGAGUAGCAUUUGAAGCUUGGAAUUUCUGCAAUGAGGUUGGGGAAGAAGCUCCUCACAUGGGUAGCCCAAGAGCUGCUGAUUGCUUUGAUCUUUCAAAUUCUCUCAAACACAAGGUAACAAAAGAUGAUAACAAACUUGGGGUUGGAAAACCAAUUCCUGGUAUAAAAUCAGAUUCAAUUGAUAUAAACAACACAGACCUUUAUGCUGUUGAAAAAGAACUGUAUCUUGGUUCAUUGUGUGAAGUUGAAGACACACCAAAGCCUUGGCAAUUUUGGAUGAUAAUGCUGAAGAAUGGAAACUAUGACACAAGCUCUGGUUUGUGUCCCAUGGAUGGGAGAAAGGUUCCCCCUUUUGGUAGUCAUGGGAGGUUUCCUUGCUUUGGGAAAGGCUGCAUGAACCAACCCAUCUUGUGUCAUCAACAAACAAGGAUAAAAAAUGGAACAAUGCAUGGAAUGUUUCAUGGUACAUAUGAUUUGGAUUCUGAUUGCAAGGGUGAGAAAGAUGGCUUGUCUUACUAUGAAGUUGUGUGGGAGAAGAAAGUUGAUGAUUCUGCGAGUUGGAUCUUCAAACAUAAGCUCAGAACUUCAAAGAAAUAUCCAUGGUUGAUGCUGUACCUUAGAGCUGAUGCAACCACAGGAUUCUCUGGAGGGUAUCAUUAUGACACAAGAGGAAUGCUUAAAAUUCUUCCAGAAUCACCAAAUUUUAAGGUCAAGUUGAGCUUAGAUAUAAAAAAGGGUGGGGGUCCCAAGAGCCAGUUCUACCUGUUGGACAUAGGUAGCUGCUGGAAGAACAAUGGUGCUCCUUGUGAUGGAGAUGUUCUAACUGAUGUAACCAGAUACAGUGAGAUGAUCAUAAAUCCUGAAACACCAGCCUGGUGCAGCCCAAAGGGUUUGGAAAAUUGCCCUCCAUUUCAUAUCACACCAGACAACAAGAAAAUCCAUAGAAAUGACACUGAAAACUUCCCCUAUUCUGCUUAUCACUUUUACUGUGCUCCUGGUAAUGCUCAACAAUUAGAGCAACCUGUUAAAACUUGUGAUCCUUAUAGCAAUCCUCAAGCACAAGAGAUUGUUCAGUUGUUGCCUCACCCUAUAUGGGGUGAUUAUGGCUAUCCAACAAAAAAAGGAGAUGGUUGGGUUGGAGAUCCAAGAACUUGGGAACUUGAUGUUGGUGGUCUUUCAAGUAGACUAUACUUCUAUCAGGAUCCUGGAACAGUUCCUGCUAAAAGAAUAUGGACUUCUGUGGAUACUGGAACUGAGAUAUUUGUCAGCACAAAAGAUGAAGUAGCAGAGUGGACUCUUAGUGAUUUUGAUGUUAUUCUUACAGAACCAAAGUCAUGAAUCAAAUUUAUUUAUUUACUUAUUUAUUUAUUUUUAUUUUUUUCCUGCUUUUUUUCUGUUGUAAGAGUUAGAUUGAUUGGCAGAAACUAACUAGCAAGGAGGAAUUAUCUCACUGAGACAAAAGGGCAAGACAUCUUAAUCUUGCUAAUAAGCUUUCAGAAA
This is a messenger RNA of Arachis duranensis, 1807 nucleotides long. RefSeq lists its product as uncharacterized. The transcript has 4 exons. NCBI's taxonomy places the organism in Eukaryota, Viridiplantae, Streptophyta, Magnoliopsida, Fabales, Fabaceae. Bases 161 to 1645 code for a protein of 494 amino acids. The record is from RefSeq and is a predicted model, not a curated record.